This is a messenger RNA of Eruca vesicaria subsp. sativa (arugula), 1664 nucleotides long. The record is from the annotation of a GenBank genome assembly. Lineage: Eukaryota; Viridiplantae; Streptophyta; Magnoliopsida; Brassicales; Brassicaceae.
CCUUGCGUCACUCGCCACUUCUCUCUCUCUCCACCGCCUCCUCCUACAGAUCAAACAUUCCACCGGAGCUUAACCUCUCCGUCAAAACCCAUCUCCAGAGCAUAAAAAUGGAAGAUCACACCGAAAAGGCCAAACCUUUGAGCAAAAAAAGGUUUAAAAAACCCAAAAGUCUAAACUUUAUCGGAUGGGGCUCGAAGAAUCUAAUAGACUUUCUACAGUCACUUGGUAACGACACAACCGACGAGAUCUCCGAGUACGAGGUUACAAACAUUGUGAGGAAGUACAUCCGUGAGCUAAACGUUGUCCCUUUGAAAAAGGCUAAGAAUAAGAAGAAGACAAAGAUAGUAACUUGCGAUGAGAAGUUAACUUUCCUUUUUGGGUGUGCGAAGAUUAACACAACGAAGCUUCCUGAUUUGGCUAAGAAUAAGAAGAAGACAAAGAUAGUAACUUGCGAUGAGAAGUUAACUUUCCUUUUUGGGUGUGCGAAGAUUAACACAACGAAGCUUCCUGAUUUGGUAGCUAAGCAUUACGUUGAGAAUCAGGAGGAGGAUGAGGAUUUUAAGUAUCUUUACACCUCUGAUGAUGGUGAUGAUAAGGAGAGGUUGUGUUUUAAAGAGGUUGUGGAGAAGAAGCGUAAAGGGAGUGUUGUUGCUGCUAUAGUGAGGGAUAACGUUAAGCUUUUGUAUUUGAGGAAGAGUUUGGUGAUGGAGUUGGCAAAGAGGUCUGAGAGUUUUGAGAGUAAAGUGUUGGGGAGUUUCGUGAGGAUCAAGAAUCCUUGUCGUCAGCUUGUUCACGUGACAGGUGUGAAGGAGGGGAACCCAAUUGAUGGUUACUUUCUUCAGGUGACAAACUAUUGUUAUUAUCUAGAAGAUGUUGCUUCCUCUGCACUUUCAGAUGAUGAUUUCACUCAGGAGGAAUGUGAAGAGUUGCAACAGAGAAUAAAGAAUGGCUCUGUGAAGAAACUUACUGUUGUGGAGAUGGAAGAGAAAGUUCGAAGUCUGCAUGAAGAUGUGACAAAACAUUAUCUGGACAGAAGGGAGCUUCUUAGCAAUCCGGAAGAACAGUCCAGGCUUUUGCUUGAGGUUCCUGAAGUUAUUGCUGAAGAAGUUGAACCUGAAAGUGUUGAUGUUGAUGUGAAUAACGAAGAUGAGUUCAUGGAACCAAACCCUGAAGCAUCCAUUGAGACUCAUCACAAUGAUUCACCAGUUUCUGGUCUCGUGAAAGCUCAAGAAAUUCCCCAGCUCUGUGAUGAAGAAGAAGAAGAAGACCAACCACCAUGGGCUGUUUCUGCAGGUGACAAAGAUCUUCUUGAAGAUGUGGAGGAGCUACCAGAAGACGGCAUGAUCACACAGAACAACAAGGAUUCUAUCUUUGAUGAAUCUCAAGCUCAAGCAAAUGCACCAGUGAUCAUUGAACUGAGCGAUGAUGAUGAAGAGGAGGAGGAGGAGAAAGGAGAUUACAAGAAGUAUGAUCCAAAGAAGAAGAUGUGGUGCUAUGAGCUACCUAAAGGACAAACACAUGGACCAUUCUCCCUAGAAGAACUCAAAGAGUGGAGUGACCAAGAGUACUUUAUUGAUUUUCCAGAUUUCAGUGUCUUCAUGACAGGAAACAGCAUCGGAUCUGGAGUGCUCCUCACCAAGCUUCUAGCUCAUAUCAAACCCUGA